CGUCCUAUUUACCGUUCACAAGUCGUUGGAAAUUACGUACUGACUCAUAUUGUAGAAAAAGCUCAAAUAAAGAGCCUGGAAAAACUUAAGGCGAUCGCCUUGCGCAAAGAAUCAGCUUAUCAUGGAACUACUCCUAAACAUUAUUACUCUCGGAUCAAUACAAUUAAAUCUUUAACUGAGGCAUCAGAUAAUUUCCACACUCGCAUACCUAAUUAUUUGGUGAAGAGAAAAGAAAAUCACGAUCAUGGUUCUAGUAACGCAACGUUAGACAAAUAUCUUACUAAAUUUCUCAAAAAUAAUAGACUCCGAACUCAAGGGGCUAUGCGAUUCCCUACACACAUAGUAGCCACGGUCUCUGAUGACACAGCUGAGUUUGAAUACUGCCUGAACAAACGGGAUAACGCCCAUAAUGAUUAUCAUUAUUUGCCAUUUCUGGAUCAUAAGAUGAAACGACUACAUCCUACGCCAGCUAUUACCGAUGACUCCCUGGCUCCAGGACCUUCAAAUUCAAAGAACGUUUAAUUUAUAUAUUAUAUAUAUUAGUAUUCUCAAUAAUAGGAGU
Rhizophagus irregularis DAOM 181602=DAOM 197198 is the source of this 562-nucleotide messenger RNA. The record is from RefSeq and is a predicted model, not a curated record. Lineage: Eukaryota; Fungi; Glomeromycota; Glomeromycetes; Glomerales; Glomeraceae.